Thecamonas trahens ATCC 50062 is the source of this 1620-nucleotide messenger RNA. RefSeq names its product glutaredoxin. The record is from RefSeq and is a predicted model, not a curated record. The transcript has a single exon. The coding region runs from base 84 to 1529 and encodes 481 amino acids. Gene Ontology annotation, biological process: intracellular signal transduction. NCBI's taxonomy places the organism in Eukaryota, Apusomonadida, Apusomonadidae.
CACUCUUCUGCACCCGUGACACCUCAACUCGACGACCUCCGCCUCAACAGCGUUCUCAUCUCGACUGACUCACCUCUUUAGCCAUGUCGGCCACCAAGCCGGUGGACGAGUCGUGGCCGCUCGAGAAUGACGUUCUGUGGUUGCAAGCCGAAAUGGCAGCGCUCGGCGAAGAGGGAAAGGAGCGUCUGGAACAGCUGUCAAGGGCAGAGUCCGCAGCGCUAUCCAACUCUUGUGAGCUGGCGGUGGAUGAUCUGUUGCUGGAUGCACUUGCUGAUGACUCGGUCAUAUCGUCGAGCUUUGAGGACUUGCACGUCGCUGCUCUUGGCGUUGCCUUGGAUGACCUCAUCCUCGAGCUUCGCCAUCCUGAGUUUGGUCUGGAGAUCAAGAAACGGACGUAUCAUCUGCGCAAGUACCACGACUGCUUUGUGGGCUCGGAGGCGGUGGACUGGAUGCUUGAGCGGUAUGGCGGUGUGGUGGCAUCUCGGGAAGAUGCUGUCGUUUUCCUUCAGCGCUUGGUCGACAUCAAAGUCAUUCGCCACGUCUGCGACGAUCACCCGCUCCGCGACGGCUACUUCUUUUACCGUUUCCUCGUGGACGACGCAAGCUACUCGCUCAACACUGCGCGUGUGGUGUCGUCGAUGGAGACAGAGCCGCUCAGCCUCAUCACUAACCUGCGGAAGACCCUGCAGCGGAUUUACGGCAACUACCUCCUCGACGACGGCUUGCUGAAUCUCGAUGCAUUGGCGGCUUCGCCCUCGUUUGCGCACUUUCAAGACAACGUCGCCGAGCUUCAGUCGCUGCAGCUCAACACGCUCACCACCCAAGAGCGCACAACGUUCUUCAUCAACACUUACAACAUACUUGUCGUCCACGCCGCUAUUGUGUACGGGCACCCCACCAACCGGUUCCAGCGUGCAUGGUUCUUCUCCAAGCCGCACUAUCUCAUCGACGGGCAUGUCUUCUCACUCUCUGUCAUCGAGCACGGCAUUCUCCGCGCCAAUACCAAGGCGCCCGGCGCGCUCCGCGCUCCGCUGCGCCAGGAUGAUCCGCGGCUUGCCUAUGCCUGCGACGGCGUUGACCCGCGCAUCCACUUUGCACUCAACUGCGGCGCGAUCUCCUGCCCGCCCAUCCGCGUCUACCUCCCGCACAACGUCGAGGCUGCCCUCGAGCUCUCGGCGCACAGUUUCUGCGAGCAUGAGGCUUGGGUGGUGUCACUGGCCAGCGAGCGCGGCGCUGCCGCCGGUGCCACUGGCAAAGACGACGCCUUGCUCGAUGCGUCGGACCACGAUGCCGUUUUCGCCGCCAACCCGAUGACCCUGCCAUCGCCAGCUUCGCGAUAUGGUGUUUCGCUCUCCAAGCUCUUCUCGUGGUACAACUCGGACUUUGCCACGUCGGACAGAGAGCUCCUUCUCUUCAUCGCCCGCUACGUCAACGACAUCCGCGCUGCUGUCCUCCACAAUCUUGCUACAACCGGCAACUACAAGAUCAAGUACCGCAACUACAACUGGACGGCCAACAUCCGUGGUUGAUGGUUGAUGCACCACACGCUCCAUUUGCCAACCCGAGGCGUGAUUGCGGUCGAUCACGGCGAGCACCUUUCAAUAUCAAACCACUCCUUCC